Messenger RNA from Sclerotinia trifoliorum, 5310 nucleotides. The record is from the annotation of a GenBank genome assembly. Lineage: Eukaryota; Fungi; Ascomycota; Leotiomycetes; Helotiales; Sclerotiniaceae.
GCCCAGCCGGACUUCCAAUUUCCAGCUUCUCAGCAUCAAGUUUUGCUGCUAGCAUCAUCAGCGGCUUCUGCUGCCAACACAUAACCCCGCUUCGGUUUUCAUCUUUAGCCACGCAUUUACAGAUUCACUCGUCUCAGACUAAAAUUGCAUCGACUUCUGCCUUUUCUAAAAUGGUCAAGGCCCCCAUUUCUUUCCCUGCCAAGACUGUCCAUCCUUCCUAUCUAGUACAUCAAGUAAAGCAUUCACUUUGAAAACACCAAGUUGAUAACAUGUCGUCAACCGGCGAAGAAUCCUACGGAGGCGCGGAAAAUAUUGUCGAAUUUCUUGACGUCUUCGAUAGUCAGGAUCCCUUUACACCACAUCGAGUUCAGCCGCCAGCCAACUUUUCCACUCCCGCCCAACCUCAGCACCAAAUGCAUGGCCAGCUUUCCACAGUUCAUACGAGUACUUCAAACGUUCGUCAGGAACCUCCACAGAUGCCUGUACUUACUAUGCCAUCAAGCUCAGUAGUCCUUGACGAACCUUCAAGUCCGGAGGUUAGCAACAGCCCAGAUGGAGGAAAUGUCACUCCAGCUCAUCAGGGGCGAAAAAGUUCUUCCGUGCUUCCACAAAGUCCUUCCAUUUCGAACGACAGUCAGCAAGAUACAUUAAGCCCAACAGUUGAACCAGAUAUCAAUGAUGGUUCACUCACAGGUAGCCAGCAUCCAGAUGAAACAAGCGCGGUCGUAAUUCCAAGUAUUGAGUCACCAGAUCUCGAUGUUAAGGAAGAAUCCCAGGGCACACUUGAUCACGGUAGAAGCCAAGUGGUUUCAGACGAUAUGUACGAUGCAAGCACUCAGGGAUCAAACCUUGCUUCGAAACAACAGUAUAACAGGCAGCGUCCGUCUGUAUUUGGGACUCCACUUAUUUCCAAUGCUCAUUUUGCCAGGACUUCAAGCCACCUUCAGGCACCAAAACUAUCAUGUCAAACGAAGCAGCCAGACCAAGUCUUAGUCGGAUCUGACUCUGACGAUGACUGCUUUAUCACGGAGGUCAGAGUGGCACGCCCUAGAGAGAGAAGAAUGCCUGCUAUGAAAUAUAGGAGCCCUGUAGUUAAGGAUGAGCCAGCACUAGAUCCACCAGCCAACCUUAGCACCUCGGAUGUUGCCAACGGUAAUUUCGAGAGAGGCAUGAGCACUUUCGAGUUUGAUCGGGAACCAAGUCCAACUGAAGAAGAAAUGCUCGCGGCUCAAGCAACGAUCAUUCCUCCAGCUGCUCAAAGUCGUGCCGAAGACAUACACACUCCGGGAUCAACAAACGAGAGUAGAAAGAGACGCCGAAACAGCAUGGCAUACACUGAAGAGCAAGUGGAGAUUGAUAAUGCUAUGCAAGUCAACGAAGAUGACAAUAAUUGGAUGCAUGCACAAGGAAAUGAUGGUGAUGAGACCCAAGAGGAGUAUGAGAAUCUCGUAAUUUUACGAAAUGCCUUGAACAAUGACAUGAAGAGAAAAGGGAAUCUUAGUCUCGAUGAGAAGGCUGAACUCAUCAGAAUCAAUCACACUCUUGCAAGGUUGGAUCGCCUCAGUGCUGCCAAAGCUAGAGCGGCCGAAGAUGAGGAUGAUGAAGAAGAUACACUCUUCAUUCCGGAGACACAUCGACGAGUGCCAAAUGUUGAUAACGGCGGAGGUCCAUCUUCAAGCCGUAACAAUGGAGAUGAGAAUGUGGAUGAUGAUGUAGGCCUUGCUAGGAUGUUACAGGAGGAGUUUGACCGCGAUGUUGACGAUGCCCCUACCAAUAAACGCAAGCCCAAGAAAACACGUCGGGCACCACCCAAAAACGCUCGAGAAUUUGCUGCAAGAGAAGAGGAGAGAAGAACCGAAAAAGAAAGAGCCAAGGCGCAGAAGAAAAAGGCUGCGGGAGGCGGGAAAGGCAGGAAGACCGAGAAAGCCAAGGCCGUACGAAAAGGCAAAGGUAGAGGCAAGGACAAAGGAAAAAAUUCCAAAAAGGGCUCUGUGAAGGUUGAUGAAGACAUGAGAGACGCUCGAUUCAUGGGCCCUCGCGGAGGUCAAGACGAAAUUGGACAAUUAAUCCUGGAUGAUCUUAUGAAUUGUGAUGCCAUCGGAGAUCGUCUCCAAGACCCCAUCUUCAAUAUUGCGCCGGAACCAGAAAUCGACGGCAGAACUCGAACCAAAGCCUCUCAACUUCAACAAUUGUUCGCUAACAUUCCUGAAGGUAGUAGCAAGAGUAAGGGAAAAUCUGACAAGGCAAAACUUUUGCAAGCUUCUCGCAGUUUCGGUUAUGCACAAGUUAAGGCUGUUAGUGGCAAGUGGCUCGUGAAGGGAAUGAGAUCGACCUUGUACCAUCAUCAACUACUUGGUGCGCAGUGGAUGGUUUCAAGAGAAUUGAGUUCUGAGCCGCCUCAUGGUGGUUUACUUGCCGAUUCGAUGGGUCUUGGUAAGACCGUACAAACUCUUGCUUGCAUGGUUGGCAAUCCACCCACCAAGGAAGAUCGGGAACGUGGGGUAACAGCAACACUGAUCGUUGUACCAUCUUCGGUCAUUAGUCAAUGGCUAGAAGAGAUUGAAACCCAUGUCGAAUGCAAGAAAGUAUGCCCAAAGUUUAUGCAGUACAAGGCAUCGAUGCAUAUUCCUGACGCUGUCCUAAAGGAUCUGGAUAUUGUCGUUACUUCUUAUACAGAGGUCAUGAAACAGUUCCCAUUCCCUGACCGCAAGGGCCGAGAGGAUAUUGCUAGAUAUGGGUACAAGAAAUGGUGGAAAAACGCCCACGAAGAGCUUGGUGCUCUCCACAAAAUUAACUGGCGAAGAGUCGUUCUUGACGAAGCCCACGCAAUUAAGAACAACUCUGCCAGAACAAGCUUGGCUUGCCAAAAUUUGAAGAGCGUUUAUCGCUGGUGUUUGACCGGUACUCCACUUUUAAAUAGGCUUGAAGAGUAAGUAAACCCCACUGCAAAUCUGACAUUUGAAUGUCCAAGUCACAUUUGGACAAUGGAAAGUCGUAUUUGGCCAAUGGUCUCUAGAGCCCGUCUCAUUGUUCAACUCAAUUUGGAACAAUCAAAAGCUGACAAUUGACCUAGGCUCUUCCCAUACCUCCGCUUUCUCAAGGCCAAUUAUUCGAUGGAUUGGAAGACUUUUCAACAAUAUUUCUGUGAUCCUGAUGCUGACGAUUGUACUAAUCGUAUUGCAACCCUUCUCAGUUACGCUAUGAUGCGUCGUACUAUGAAGACCACCAUCCUUAAUCGACCAAUAAUAACGCUCCCUAAGCCUCACCCUGUUAUGCAACAGCUCAAUUUCUCUCGAGAAGAAAGAAUCAUUUAUCGAAUUGUAAGUAUUUCACUUGGAUUCGGACAUUCAAAGGCUGACUUUGCUACCACAGACAGAGAGCCGCUUCCGUGCAAACCUUAAUGUAUUUCUGGCCAAUGGCACUGCCCAACGCGCCUAUGGAGUUUUCUUUGUUCAACUACUUCGUCUUAGACAAUGCACUUCCCAUCCAUUUAUGCUUGAACGUACAAUGAGAGAAUCCUGGACCACCGAAGACGUCGAGCAACUUCGUAGGGAGCUUGGCAAAUUUUCUGACACGAACGUAACCUUUUACGAGCAAUGCAAACUAUGGGUUGCCCAAAGUGAAGAAGAGAGAGCGGAAGCUAAAGCUAAAGGUGAAAAGGGAGCUGAGGCUAUUCCUUUUGGUAUUUCCAAAUUUGGUGAAAGUUUCAAAUUCGAUAGUGCUUUGGAUUCUCUCAACGAGGAGGAGCUUUAUACCAGAAUCACUUGUCACCUUUGCUCAGAUGUUCCGAAUGAGCCUAUAAUUACCACCGUAAGUUUUGAAACUCAUGAAAGCUCGAAUGGGAAUGAAAGCUAAUAUCUUUCUAGUGCUCACAUAUUUUUUGUCAGAGCUGUUUAACAAAUCACCUACACUCGCAAAUUCAAGAUUCCGACGGUGAUGACACGGUAAGCAUCGUUCUAUUGGUAUCUAGAGUAUUCUAACAUGAAGUAUUAGUUCAAUGUUUGUCCCAAAUGUGAUAUCAUCUUUACCUCCGCUGAGCCAUAUACCGAUCUCGAGAUUCCGGAUGACGACAACAUGGACUCUAGCCCUAGCCAGACUGCAGAAUCCGAAGGCUCAUCUCGUGGCACUAACAAGCGCUGUAAAUUGUCCGACGAUUCCUCUCGCCGUCCACACAGGAUUAAGAGCAAAGGUGUGGAUGCGCUUGGUUUUGAACCGUUCACAAAGGAUAACACCUGGGUCACGAGAUCAGAUUAUGAUCCAGCUUUCCCACUAAUUCCAAGUGCAAAGACCACAGCUCUGAAAGCUUUGCUUUUAAAGGGGUUUGAAGAAGCUCCGGAUGAUAAGGUAUGUUGACUUCGUUUCUCCCUCUUUCUCGUCUCCUGAUCGUUCAAAUGGAAACUAAACAAUUAUGUCAUCUACCAGGUCGUUAUUUAUGUCCAAUUUCGCACCCUGGCGCGAAUCAUUGGCCGUAUGUGCGCAGCCGAAGGUUGGGGCUUUUUGUACCUAACAGGCGACGCAUCACUUGAGCAUCGGAGCAAAGCUAUCAAAGAAUUUCGCGUUCAAGACAACAUACAGAUUCUGAUUGCCGGUCUCAAAUGCGGCGGUCUCGGUCUCAAUUUCCCUUUCGCAAAUAGAUGCAUCUCGCUCGACCUCUGGUGGAAUCACGGGGUGGAGCAACAAGCCUUCGGCCGUAUCUUUCGCAUAGGCCAAAACAAAGAGACGUGGAUGACUCGACUCGUCGUUCGCAAUUCCGUCGAUAUGCGAUUGCUGGGUAUGCAGGAUUGGAAGCUCAGAGCUUGUGAAAAGGCAAUUGAUAAUAAUGGACAGAGUGGUGCGAGUGGUAGCGGUGGCGGAACCUUGAAUUUGAGCCAGUUGGCUAGGUUGUUUGGUUUCCUGAGGACAGAUGAGGAUGAUAAUCUUUUGCGUAUCGAACCGGAUUAUGAGGAUGAGUGGGAGGAUGACGGAGUUAUUGGUUCGGGGGCUUCGCAGCAGGCGCCGUCGUCGGGUAGUUGGAUGGAGUGAGUAGGUUUGAUUUUUCUAUUGAGCGUUUGCGGUGAUAAUGCAAAGCUUGAAUCAGUGCCCUAUCCUUCUUUGGGAUUUGGGAAGUUGGGGGAAAGCAGAGGUUUCUUCCGAGAUUGGUUUGGAUUUUAAUUUUGAUUUGGAGCUUGGAAUGGAAUCUGGGUUGGAAUCUUGCGUGGGGAUUUAAGAUUAACGUUAUUAUUAAGUGAUUGCGAGCGGGCGUUACGUUUUACGCUAUUUAUUGAUAUGACAUUUAAUCAUUUUUAUAAUUUGUAAAAAGGAGAAGAAAUC